This is a messenger RNA of Trifolium pratense (red clover), 1816 nucleotides long. Its product is annotated as UDP-glucose 6-dehydrogenase 1-like. Gene Ontology annotation, cellular component: nucleus; cytosol. Gene Ontology annotation, biological process: glycosaminoglycan biosynthetic process. The transcript is spliced from 3 exons. The record is from RefSeq and is a predicted model, not a curated record. The coding region runs from base 145 to 1587 and encodes 480 amino acids. Lineage: Eukaryota; Viridiplantae; Streptophyta; Magnoliopsida; Fabales; Fabaceae. Gene Ontology annotation, molecular function: NAD binding; UDP-glucose 6-dehydrogenase activity.
AUUCCUAUCUCUUCUUCUUCAUUCAUCUUCACCACCGUUACUUACACAACGUAAUUUAUCUUUCUCUUUUCUUUGUUACCUUCACUUUUCUUUGUUACCUUCACAAGAUCUUCACUUAGUGAAGGAAGUUAAGAAAAAGGAAAAAUGGUGAAGAUUUGUUGCAUUGGAGCUGGAUAUGUUGGUGGUCCCACAAUGGCUGUGAUUGCCUUAAAGUGUCCUGAUAUUCAAGUAACCGUGGUCGAUAUUUCAUCGCAGCGAAUCAACGGUUGGAACAGCGACCACCUACCAAUCUACGAGCCGGGUCUUGACGAAGUGGUGAAGAAAUGCAGGGGAAAAAACCUUUUCUUCAGCAUUGAAGUGGAGAAACAUGUAGCAGAGGCUGAUAUAGUCUUUGUUUCUGUCAACACACCGACAAAAACUCAUGGUCUUGGAGCUGGCAAAGCAGCUGAUUUAACUUACUGGGAGAGUGCAGCUCGGAUGAUCGCCGAUGUUUCUAAAUCGGACAAAAUUGUGGUUGAAAAAUCAACUGUACCUGUUAAAACUGCUGAAGCAAUUGAGAGGAUUUUGACUCAUAAUAGGAAAGGCACCAAUUUCACUAUUUUGUCAAACCCUGAAUUUCUUGCUGAGGGUACGGCAAUUAAAGACCUUUUCAACCCAGAUCGAGUCCUUAUCGGAGGUAGGGAGACACCAGCAGGACAAAAGGCCAUAAAAACAUUGAGAGAUGUUUAUGCUAAUUGGGUCCCUACGGAGAAAAUCAUUUGCACCAAUUUGUGGUCUGCUGAACUCUCUAAGCUUGCUGCUAAUGCCUUUUUGGCACAGAGAAUCUCUUCUGUGAAUGCAAUGUCAGCACUAUGUGAAGCAACAGGUGCUGAUGUCUCAGAGGUAUCACACUCAAUUGGAACAGACUCGAGGAUUGGUCCUAAGUUCUUGAAUGCCAGUGUUGGUUUUGGUGGCUCUUGCUUUCAGAAGGAUAUAUUAAACUUGGUCUAUAUUUGUGAGUGUAAUGGACUUCCUGAGGUAGCAAAUUAUUGGAAGCAGGUGAUUAAGGUGAACGACUAUCAGAAAAGUCGGUUUGUGAACCGAGUUGUUUCGUCAAUGUUCAACACAGUUUCAACUAAGAAGAUUGCUAUUCUUGGUUUUGCUUUCAAGAAGGACACAGGCGAUACAAGGGAAACACCGGCUAUCGAUGUGUGCAAGGGUUUAUUGGGAGAUAAGGCAAGGUUGAGCAUAUAUGAUCCACAAGUUACCGAAGAUCAGAUCACAAAGGAUCUGUCGAUGAGGAAGUUUGAUAAGGACCACCCUGCUCAUCUUCAACCGCCGAGCCCUACUUCCAUAAAGCAAGUGUCUGUGGUUUGGGAUGCUUAUGAGGCGGUGAAAGAUGCACAUGGUGUUUGCAUUAUGACUGAGUGGGAUGAAUUUAAGAAACUUGAUUACCAAAAAGUUUAUGACAGUAUGCAGAAGCCAGCAUUUGUAUUUGAUGGUAGGAAUGUUGUGGAUGUUGGCGUGCUCAGGAAAAUUGGAUUUAUAGUUUAUUCAAUUGGUAAGCCACUAGAUCCAUGGCUCAAGGAUAUGCCUGCAGUGGCAUAAAUGGAAUAACAUCAUAUUGAGCUGAGACAAUGCCUCCCCUAUUCUUUCUUAUUCUUAUAAUUAAUUCUUUUCAUUAGUUCUGUUUUGUCAGAUCUUUGGAAUAUUAGUUCUAAAUUUUGUUUCUUAAGCUACCUAAAAUCCCAAUUUGUUGACAUGCAAUUUUAUGUAAUAAAUUAAACAUUACUAUAAAGGAUUUUGUUGGCAAAAAAAAAUAAAAUAUUGCUUCAUA